AUGCCGAGGCUGUCUAGGAAAGAUCGCCCGAGGAGAAAAGUAUCAAUCAAACCAAUUCAACUUCCACAACAUCAAAUCAAACUUAGAGAAAACACAAAGUGCCGUGUAGCUGGAUGGGGUUUUACAAAAACUGGUGGUACAGUUGUUGAUGAUCUGCAAGUGGUGGAUGUGUCAAUCAUUAACCUUGGUGAUUCUGGUGGUCCCCUGGUGUGCGGGCAGAAUAUGGCUUUUGGAGUUGUUUCCUUUAACAACAAUCGGAACUGUGACUACCCCAAUGUACCCAACAUUUUUACAGACAUAUCAAAAUUCCUGCCUUGGAUCAAAGACAUUCUCAAGAAAAAGCAGUGUUAA
Messenger RNA from Xiphias gladius (swordfish), 351 nucleotides. Its product is annotated as cathepsin G-like. The transcript has 3 exons. NCBI's taxonomy places the organism in Eukaryota, Metazoa, Chordata, Actinopteri, Istiophoriformes, Xiphiidae. Gene Ontology annotation, molecular function: serine-type endopeptidase activity. The record is from RefSeq and is a predicted model, not a curated record. Gene Ontology annotation, biological process: proteolysis. Bases 1 to 351 code for a protein of 116 amino acids.